Molecule: messenger RNA, 495 nt
Organism: Microthlaspi erraticum
Lineage: Eukaryota; Viridiplantae; Streptophyta; Magnoliopsida; Brassicales; Brassicaceae
Source: the annotation of a GenBank genome assembly
AUGGAUCAGAAGAUAGUACACAGAGAAGUUGAGAAACAAAGGAGACAAGAAAUGGCUACUCUUUACGCGUCUCUUCGCUCUCUUCUCCCUCUUGAGUUCAUCAAGGGGAAGCGUUCGACGUCAGAUCAGUUGAACGAGGCGGUUAAUUACAUAGAGUAUCUGCAGAGGAACAUCAAGCACAUGACUUCCAAGAGAGAUGACCUCAUGAGAUUGUCUGGGAGAAGCUUUGGCAGUAGUAAUGGAGAAGGUAGGAAUGAGAAUCCGAAUCAUGUUGUGAUUCGUCCGUGUUUGGUCGGCGUAGAAAUAGUGUUUAGCAUUCCCCAAACGCCAUUGUCAAGCGUUUUGCAAGUGCUUCGUGAAUACGGUCUGUGUGUUCUUGGUUGCAUCUCCUCCAAUGUGAAUGAUAGACUCAUUCACACUGUACAGGCUGAGGUCAACGAUCUGGCUUUAAUUGACUUUGCAGACCUCAAGGAUACACUUAGCCUAAUGAAGUAA